Messenger RNA from Apis dorsata (giant honeybee), 495 nucleotides. Its product is annotated as longitudinals lacking protein, isoforms A/B/D/L-like. The transcript is spliced from 2 exons. Lineage: Eukaryota; Metazoa; Arthropoda; Insecta; Hymenoptera; Apidae. Gene Ontology annotation, biological process: regulation of transcription by RNA polymerase II. Gene Ontology annotation, molecular function: chromatin insulator sequence binding. Gene Ontology annotation, cellular component: chromosome. The coding region runs from base 1 to 495 and encodes 164 amino acids. The record is from RefSeq and is a predicted model, not a curated record.
AUGCCAAGAUUCUGUUGCCCUUAUUGUUCAUAUUGCACGAGACACUCGUCGAACGUUAGAUCUCAUAUACGUAGAAUGCAUCAUAACCAAAGAGUGUACGUCGUGGAUAUUAUCGACAAUCAAUCCAAGAACGACACACGUUUCGUUCCAGAUAUUACUGGCCCGUUCACCGUUUACGGGGUCAACGUUGGUAUCGGAGACGGCCAAGGCCAAAACUAUGGCAAACUAUGGUCCCGAACAUCGAGUCAAACCGAUAUAGACAAUAACUAUAAGAAGAAGUUCCCGUGUCCGAACUGUGCCUGUGCCUACAGCCAGAAAUACUCGCUGAACCGACAUCUGACCUACGAGUGCGGCCAAGAGCCGAGGUUCAAGUGUCCACAUUGCGAAUAUCGGUGCAAGAAGUCGGCCAACGUCUACGAGCACGUGAGAAGAAGGCACAAGAAUUGUCAGGUGUACGCGAUCGACGUUCUCAAGGCCACAGAGCAUCACAUUUAA